AUGCUCCAGACGGAGACAAGGCAAUUCAUUAAUCAUCGCGGGAGCCAAGCAGAUCCUGCUCCCCACGGGGGCGUCGAGGGCAAGGCCUGGGUGGCUGCUUCGGCAGAUGAGGCGUUGAUUGCGGGACAUCCCUCGUCAGGGCUGAGAAUGGCUUAUUGUUCACUUAUCAGUGAGAUCCGGUCCUCCAAUGCCGCCAAUGCCUCUUCGAUGAUGAUCAUGGGCCAGGCAAAAGGUCGAGUCUUCGUCAAUUACAGAAUCAUCCAUUUGGAGGAUGAGUGGAAACUGGCGAUUGAUUUCUGA
Messenger RNA from Clonostachys rhizophaga, 300 nucleotides. The record is from the annotation of a GenBank genome assembly. Lineage: Eukaryota; Fungi; Ascomycota; Sordariomycetes; Hypocreales; Bionectriaceae.